Rhipicephalus sanguineus (brown dog tick) is the source of this 610-nucleotide messenger RNA. RefSeq lists its product as uncharacterized. The record is from RefSeq and is a predicted model, not a curated record. The transcript is spliced from 4 exons. Lineage: Eukaryota; Metazoa; Arthropoda; Arachnida; Ixodida; Ixodidae. Bases 171 to 554 code for a protein of 127 amino acids.
CAGCCAGCUAGCCCGUUUGUCGGGGCCCACAACAUAUACGUCAGCGGCGGUAGAGCGACCAGCGCAAAGCCUUUUUCGGAUUGUGCCCCCUCCGGACAGAGAGAGCCGUUGAAACGAGAUUCGUCAAUUCAAAGGAUUGAUACAACGACGCCUCUGCGCCAGGAUACAAGAUGAAUAAACUGCUUGUGAUAGCCACCCUGUCAAUGGUGGCGUGCGUCACACUGGGCGACAUGAUGCGCAAGAGCAUCGUGUUCGACGCCAGCACGCCCAAGGUGUUCUACUGCCCGCAAGAGAAGCCGCGCGCCCUGGACAAGAUGAUCGUCAAGGCAAGGCCCGUCGAGAAGCUGUGCGAGUUCGAGGGCAAGGGUCUGCCCAAGGGGUACAAGUCGGACUGCUACAACGACGUCGACGAGUCCGAGUACGCGUGCGCCGAGAAGCAGCGCAUCCUGCUCCGGAUCAACCCUCCCAACGAAACGGACACCACCACCACGGAGGCCGCAACCACGGCUAAGCCUUCCAAGAAGAGCAAGUCCUUCAAGGUGCCCAAGAACUGAGCGCCACCUCGAAACCGGAAGCCGCAACGGAACCGGAAGAACGCUUCAAUGGCAGC